Messenger RNA from Coffea eugenioides, 1662 nucleotides. Its product is annotated as viridiflorene synthase-like. The coding region runs from base 1 to 1662 and encodes 553 amino acids. Gene Ontology annotation, biological process: diterpenoid biosynthetic process. The record is from RefSeq and is a predicted model, not a curated record. Lineage: Eukaryota; Viridiplantae; Streptophyta; Magnoliopsida; Gentianales; Rubiaceae. The transcript is spliced from 7 exons. Gene Ontology annotation, molecular function: magnesium ion binding; terpene synthase activity.
AUGGCCUCGAGUGAAACUGCUCAUCACUUGUGCAAUGAGCAUGAGAUUGCCAGACCAUUAGCCUACUUCCCUGAAAAUAUUUGGUCUGAUCGCAUUGCUUCAUUUACUCUUGAUAAGCAGGAGCAUGAAAAGUAUGCCAAAGAGAUUGAACUGCUAAGCGAAGAAGUGAGAAGAAUGCUUUUGUCUACUGAAAAUAAUGUGAUGGAUCAACUAGAUUUGAUUGACAAAGUAGAACGACUUGGAAUCUCAUAUCAUUUUGACAACGAGAUUGAAGAGCAACUUCAGAAAAUAUUCGAUGAAUGUGCCAACUUUGAGAAGUAUCAGAAUUUUGAUUUAUCCACCGUAGCGCUUCAAUUUAGACUAUUAAGGCAACAUGGUUUCAAUAUCUCAUGUGAUGUAUUUCAGAAAUUUGUGGAUGCUGAUGGCAAAUUUAAGGACUCCCUAGGCAAGGACAAAAGGGGUCUCCUAAACCUAUAUGAAGCUGCUCAUGUGAGGACAUAUGGAGAUAGUAUUCUAGAAGAAGCCCUUACCUUCGCAACCACUCAUCUAAAAACAUGUGGAGCACAACUUGUUGAUUCUACUCUUGCAAAACAAGUGGAACAUGCCCUAAAGCAGCCAUUACAUAAAGGCAUCCCUAGACUUGAGAUUCGUCACUACAUUUCCAUCUAUGAGGAAGACGAAUCAAAUAACAAAUUGCUACUAAGGCUUGCCAAAAUGGAUUACCAUUGGUCGCAAAUGCUGCAUAAACAAGAACUCUGUGAGAUAUUAAGGUGGGGAAAGGAAUUGAACAUUGUAUCAAAAGCUUCUUAUUCAAGAGAAAGAUAUGUGGAAUGCUACUUUUGGGCUCUCGGGACAUUUUGUGAACCACAGUACUCUCUUGCUCGAAUAUUUUUUUCGAAAAUCGUACUCUGGAUUUCACUGAUAGAUGAUAUCUACGAUGCCUAUGGCACUGUUGAUGAACUGAAAAUCUUCACAGAUGCAGCGGAAAGGUGGGAUGGCAGUGAAACUGAUCAACUCCCGGAGUACAUGAAAACUUCCUUUAUGGCACUUCUCAAAUUCAAUGAGAAGCUUGGUGAAGAUUCAGCCUUAAAACAGAAAACCAAUGCAUUCAAUCUAUACGUGGAAGAAUGGAAAAAUUACAUGAGGACAAGCCUCACACAGUCGAAGUGGUUUCUUACAAGAGAAUUGCCAUCUUUUGCUGAGUACUUGAAGAUUGGUAUGGUCACAAGCACAUACUAUCUAUUACCAGCAGCAGGCUUCUUGGUAAUGGAGAGUGCAACAGAUGAUGCUGUCAAGUGGUUGUUGAGUAAUCCUAAACUAAUUCAGGGUAUCACGAAACACGGGCGAAUGAUCAAUGAUGUCGGCACUCAUGAGUUUGAGAAAUUAAGGGGUGCCACAGCAAUUGAAAUUUACAUGAAAGAUUACAAUGUAUCGGAGGAAGAGGCGAUGAAGAAGUUUGAAGACAUGGCUGAUGAUGCUUGGAAGGACAUGAAUGCUGAAUUCUCGAGGCCUACCGCCGUACCAAGAGAUGUUCUUCUGAUGGCUCUGAAUCUAGCUAGGAUUUGCGAAGUUAUUUACAAGAACCGUGGAGAUGGAUACACCAAACCCCGUGAGCUUGAAGCCCAUAUAAUCGCAAUGCUAAUAGAUUCGCUGUCUGUUUGA